UACUCUGUGGACAUGGAAGUUGGAAAUCAUACCAUCCUGACAGAAUUCAUCCUAGUGGGCCUCUCUACAGAUCCCAAGUGGAGGUUGAUUCUAUUUGGAAUAUUUCUGGUGUUCUAUUUGCUCACCUUAUCAGGGAAUAUGACCCUUGUUGUCUUAAUCUAUAUUGAUUCUCACCUACACACACCCAUGUAUUUUUUCAUUGGCAAUCUGUCUUUCCUAGAUUUCUGGUACACCUCUGUGUACAACCCCCAAAUCCUGGCUAAUUGUGUCUCAGGAAAUCAGCGUAUGUCCCUGGCUGGAUGUGCUGCCCAGCUUUUCUUUUCCUGUACUGUAGCCUACACUGAGUGCUAUCUCCUAGCAGCCAUGGCCUAUGACCGCCACAUGGCAAUUUGCAACCCUUUACUUUAUUCAAGUACCAUGUCCAGUUCUCUCUGUACUAGACUUGCUGCUGGCUCCUACAUAGGUGGGUUCUUGAAUGCCGCAGCCCACAUUGCCAAUACUUUUCGCCUGAGUUUCUGUGGCAGAAAUAUCAUUGACCACUUCUUCUGUGAUGUUCUACCAUUGGUAAAGAUGUCUUGUACAGACACCCACGUUUAUGAAAAAAUCCUCAUGUGUCUGGUGGGUUUCACGGUCCUCUCCAACAUUCUUGCCAUCCUGAUCUCCUAUUUCAACAUCCUUCUGGCUAUUCUGAGGAUCCGCACAGCCUCGGGAAGACGUAAGGCUUUCUCCACCUGUGCUUCACACCUCAUCUCGGUCAUGCUCUUCUAUGGGUCCUUGCUCUUCAUGUAUUCAAGGCCAAGUUCCGCCUACUCCCUGGGGAAAGACAAAGUGGCAUCUCUCUUCUACACUGUGGUCAACCCAUUGCUCAACCCUCUCAUCUAUAGUGUGAGAAAUGAAGAUGUCAAAAAGGCCUUCUGGAAAACAACUCACACCAUAAGACCUCAGAGAUGA
This is a messenger RNA of Sus scrofa (pig), 951 nucleotides long. Lineage: Eukaryota; Metazoa; Chordata; Mammalia; Artiodactyla; Suidae. The record is from RefSeq and is a predicted model, not a curated record.